Molecule: messenger RNA, 486 nt
Organism: Daucus carota subsp. sativus
Lineage: Eukaryota; Viridiplantae; Streptophyta; Magnoliopsida; Apiales; Apiaceae
Product: mitochondrial import inner membrane translocase subunit TIM8
Exons: 2
Coding region: 106-342 (78 amino acids)
Source: RefSeq, a predicted model, not a curated record
AUAUCCCCUGUUAUCUUUCUCCCCAAGUAGUUAAGCUAGGGUUUAUAUGUCCCUGUGUUCUUGAACAAACUAACAGAUUUUAUUUUAUCACUCAAAUUAUCAUUAAUGGAUCCUUCAGCUUUAAGCUCUCCUGACAUGCAGCAUUUUAUCAAUCAAGAAAAAGAGAAGGCCAUGCUAAACGAAAUGGUGGCAAAGCUUACAAAUGUUUGUUGGGACAAGUGUGUUACUGGUACUCCUGGAAGCAAGUUCAGCUCUAGUGAAUCAAGCUGCCUUUCCAACUGUGGCCAGCGUUACAUGGAUAUGAGUAUCUUAAUUAUGAAGCGCUUUCAGUCCAUGCAAUAAAGAUGGGAAAGCAGAAAAUUUUCGAGUUCCAAAUUUCUCGGCUUUAAAAAUUUUCUUUAAUAUAAUGAUAGACCAUUUGCUUUCGAGCUGGUUAUAUAUGGGAAAAAGUUACUAUCUUGAUAAUCAGAGGCUUUUUUACUUGGC